Molecule: messenger RNA, 1397 nt
Organism: Pisolithus orientalis
Lineage: Eukaryota; Fungi; Basidiomycota; Agaricomycetes; Boletales; Pisolithaceae
Exons: 5
Coding region: 145-1317 (390 amino acids)
Biological process (GO): positive regulation of catalytic activity
Cellular component (GO): fungal-type vacuole; cell periphery
Source: RefSeq, a predicted model, not a curated record
CUGCCGUCUUCUUCCUGUGCCCGCUCGCCUUAUGAAGAUUGUGUUGUCAUCUGACACUGCCUGGAGGAUUGAAGCCGCAUCGCGUGAUUAAUCAAACCAUGCUGGUGUAUCUACUUUGUCAGCAAGCCCAUGUACUAGGUCCCGAUGACCACUGUCCAAUCAACCGACAAGCCUGUCCCCCUUCGCCCGUCUUUUUCUCAUUCACAGAGCUGGGGGCUCUCUUCUGCACCAAUUCCCAGGGAAGUGGUCACCGCACCUCCAUGGGCAAACGAACCUCCGUCGCCAAUCGAGCACGCCACAGACGGUGACCUUCACGGCUCUGUGAAUUUUAUGGUUCAUCGAUCUUCAACGUCUACAUCUUCUCUUGGGAGAUUAACCGGCCACGGAGUAGAGCGUCGUUCCCGGUGGUUCGCUUUCGCUCGUCCACAUUUCGGGGGUACGACCAGUCCCCCACGAUAUGGAGCUGCCUCCUUUACCUGGGCAGCCCCGGGUUCCUCACACCACAAUGGAAAAACCUCAGACGAUGUUUCGCCCGGCUUCCCCGCGAUCACGUCCCCUGAAUCACAUCGUGCCACGCCAUCAAGCAGCCCAAUGCUCAAUACAAACCGGAUACCACAAGUGGAGUCUCGAUCGAACAGUCAAGGCGACUAUUCUCAACUCGACAGGGGUUUGAAUGCACGAUGUGAUGAUGAGUCAGGGGUUGAGAGGUUGACAGCUAGCCGCUCAAAAAAGGGGAUCAGAGCUUUCAUACUUUACAAGCACAUACGUCCCCUUAGUACAUUCAUCAAUAUUACCUUCACCACUGCCACAUUGGCAUUGGCAGUACAUAUCCGGGGGCUGGAGAUGCGCUAUGGAGUGAGGGGUGUACUUGGAAGCUCACCGACACUUGUAAUAAUGUUUGCUCCCCUGACACUUGUUCAUGUCAUGGUAGCUGUAUAUCUUGAGUACUUCGGCCGGCCACUUGGGUUAUGGCGCACAUCGGGGAAGCUCGCCCACACGCUUUGGGAAGUGUGCUUCAUCUGCGCAUGGUCUGCAGCCCUGUCCCUUUGCUUUGAUAACUUCUUCACUUCCCCUAUCCCCUGCGCGUCUGCCCAAAGUAUUGCGUGGUACAGUCAACUACAGAGACCGACGUCCCAGGUUUCGGGUCUUAGCGCUGAAGAAGGAAGCAUAGGAGACACUCUAUGCGACAGUCAACUCGCAUUGAUCUUCUUUGUCGGCAUUAGCCUCAUCACGUACUGCAUUAACCUUGUCAUCAGUCUUUUUAGAAUUUUCGAGAAGGUCAAAUAUCAUGCAGGUAUUCGCCCACGUACAUCGUAACAGGCUCUUCAUUGGGCGUAGUUUAACACUUUGUUUGAGUUAUCUUACAUACGUUGCUUGACUAACCUCGAAACUGUACA